AUGGUCCAGAGAGGUCAAUGUGCAGCCCACAUCGACCCACCCCGCCCCCCGCCCGUCCCUGCACGAGCACCGCCUCCGCAGGGAUACAGGCGCGGCACGGCGCGCGUCGGCUCGCCGAUGCGCGCUCGUGGCGCGGCGCACAUACGCUCUUGGCGCGUAGAAACGUUAGAUAGGCGAGUGCGCGUUCUUUCUCUCCCGCGCGUUGUCGUUCCGGUCGCUGACGUCUCCCCGGCGGCGAUGCCAGCCCUGUGUAACCCUCAUAAUAAGAAUGAUGUAUUUGUUCCGACAUCCGACGUCCGACGCGUCCUGCGCGGUCUCACGCGCGACCCAAAUGCGCGAUUCCAGCACCGCGGUCCGCGACUCAAACGCGCCCUUCCGCCCGCGAACCAGCCCCAGCCCCAGGCUUCCAUUCUUCGGGAGCAGGCGGCGCCCCGUGACCCCAAGUUCCUUUUUCCCAGUACAGUAGCCUCCCGAGUCGGCGCCUCGCGUCAGUGGCUCGAAGGGGUCAAAAAGCAGCCUACAUUGACCGAGUCCUCUCUUCGCCAUCGCGCGGCCGGCCUGCGGGUCGUCCGCGCGUGCCUCGUGCGCGCGUGCCCUUUCAUGUUAUGA
This is a messenger RNA of Heterobasidion irregulare TC 32-1, 609 nucleotides long. RefSeq lists its product as uncharacterized. Bases 1 to 609 code for a protein of 202 amino acids. Lineage: Eukaryota; Fungi; Basidiomycota; Agaricomycetes; Russulales; Bondarzewiaceae. The transcript has 3 exons. The record is from RefSeq and is a predicted model, not a curated record.